Molecule: messenger RNA, 1302 nt
Organism: Magnolia sinica
Lineage: Eukaryota; Viridiplantae; Streptophyta; Magnoliopsida; Magnoliales; Magnoliaceae
Product: peroxidase 66-like
Biological process (GO): response to oxidative stress; hydrogen peroxide catabolic process
Molecular function (GO): heme binding; peroxidase activity
Source: RefSeq, a predicted model, not a curated record
UAUAUUUCUACAGAUCCAUGCAACUCCCUCCAUUCCUCUCCUCUUCCCUUCGUCCAGCAUCCAACAAGAAUAGAAAUGGGUGUUGUUGCACCAAUGACCAUAGCUUCUGCAACUGUUUUCCUUCUCCUAAUGGUGCUCCGACCAUCCACGGCAGCUCUCGAUGCUCGUUAUUACGAUCGAUCAUGCCCGCAAGCUGAUAAUAUUAUCUUAGAGACCGUACGGAAUGCAUCAGUGUAUAACCCGAAAGUCCCCGCUCGCAUUCUUCGAAUGUUCUUUCAUGAUUGCUUCAUAAGAGGGUGUGAUGCGUCAGUGUUACUGGAUUCAACUCCGGCCAAUCAGGCUGAGAAAGAUGCUCCUCCCAACGUCUCACUUCGAUCAUUCUACGUCAUCGAUGAUGCGAAAACGAAGCUUGAAUCAGCAUGUCCGGCGACCGUGUCUUGUGCGGAUAUACUUGCAAUUGCAGCAAGAGACGUUGUAGCUCUGUCUGGUGGGUCUCACUGGAAUGUGCUCAAAGGAAGGAAAGAACGGAUCUCAGAGGCUAACAACACAAUCAACUUACUAUCACCAUCCUUCAACAUGACCCAGCUAAUCCAAAGCUUUGAAAAUAGAGGGCUAGGAGUCAAGGACCUGGUGGCCCUCUCUGGCGGCCAUGCAUUGGGAUUUUCUUAUUGUUCUUCCUUUGAGUCCCGAAUUUGUAAUUUCAGCCAGAUGGAAGAUGUGGAUCCAAGCAUGGACGAUGUCUUUGCUGAGAAGCUGAGGAUGAAGUGUUGCCAGCCCAAUAAGGACCCUGGUGCAGGAGAGUUCUUGGAUUCUACAUCAUCUAUAUUCGACAAUGACUACUACAAGCGAUUGAUGGGAGGGAAAGGCGUGUUUGGAUCAGACCAGGCUUUGUACAGUGAUGAUCGAACUAGGCCAAUUGUGGAAGCAUUUGGGAGAGAUGAAGGUCUGUUCUUUAGGGAGUUUGCAGCAUCAAUGGAGAGACUCGGAAAUGUGGGUGUGAAGAUUGAAGAUGGAGAAGUGAGGAGGAAGUGUAGAGUGGUGAAUUGAGAGAGAGAGAGAGAGAGAGAGAGAGAGAGAGAGAGAGAGAGAGAGAGAGAGAGAGAGAUCAUGUAUUUGGGGAAGUUUCUAAACCAAUAAGUUUUUAUUUAUAGAGAGUUCUUCUAAGCACUUCUAUAAGCUUUUAGAUCAAUAAUGCACUGCUUCAAAAUCGGAACAUAAAUUUUAGAGAAAGGAUGUUGUUUCACCAGCAUUGUUCUCCUUGUGUUCUUGUUUGAAAGAGAUGUUGGGGAAAAUCCCACACAA